CCGAUCUGAGCCUGGUGAACGGAGAGGAGAGCUGCCUAUACUUCGCUGGGAAUUCUCUCGGGCUCCAGCCAAGAAAAGUUAAAGCUUACUUGGAUGAAGAACUGGACAAGUGGGCUCGAACAGGUGUUCACGGCCAUUUCAAUGGUCAGCGCCCGUGGGCUUUGGCAGACGAGUGCAUCCUGGACCUGAUGGCUAAGGUGGUUGGGGCUCAAAGACAUGAAGUAGCCUUAAUGAAUGGGCUAACUGUUAACUUGCACCUCCAGAUGCUAUCUUUCUUUAAGCCUACUCCAAGACGCUAUAAAAUUCUUCUAGAAGCCAGAGCUUUUCCCUCUGACCAUUAUGCUGUUGAGUCCCAACUGCGUCUUCACGGACUUGAUGUGGAGAAAUGCAUGCUCAUGAUGCAGCCACGGCAGGGGGAGGAGACCUUGAGGAUUGAAGAUAUCCUUGCUGUAAUUGAGAAGGAAGGGGACUCUAUUGCUGUCAUUCUGUUCAGUGGGGUGCAGUACUACACGGGACAGCUGUUUGACAUCCCUAGAAUAACAAAGGCUGGCCAAGAAAAGGGUUGCUUUGUUGGGUUUGACCUGGCUCAUGCUGUUGGGAAUGUAGAGCUUCAUUUGCAUGACUGGGGAGUAGAUUUUGCCUGCUGGUGCUCCUACAAGUAUUUAAAUUCUGGAGCAGGAGGCCUUGCUGGUGCCUACAUUCAUGAGAAGCAUUCCCAGAGUAUUAAACCAGCGCUAAUCGGCUGGUGGGGUCAUGACUUCAAAACACGAUUCCUCAUGGAAAACAAAUUACAGCUAAGUGAAGGAAUUAAUGGAUUUCGGUUAUCAAAUCCUCCAAUUUUACUGGUCUGUGCUCUGCAAGCUAGUUUAGAGGUCUUUGGUCAAACUACAAUGAAAGCAUUGAGAAGGAAAUCUGUUCUACUCACCGGUUACUUGGAAUACCUGAUAAAACAUUACUACAGUGAGGAUAAAACAAAACCAGAGAAGCCCUUUGUAAAAAUAAUUACCCCAUCUCAGAUUGAGGAAAGAGGAUGCCAACUCACACUCUCUUUUUCCCUUCCAAUCAAAUCUGUGUUUAAAGAGCUGGAGAAGAGAGGAGUAGCUUGUGACAUGCGAGAACCAAACGCUCUUCGCGUUGCCCCAGUUCCUCUCUACAAUUCUUUCCAUGAUGUGCACAGAUUUAUUGAAAUCCUGGGAUCUGCAAUUACAUCUUCAAAACAAACAGCAAACAAUACUGUGCUAUCUGGUUCUUAUUGAUGGCUCAGCUGUAUCUUUUAAUCUAUUUCUGACUAAGAUGCAUUUAUCCCGCUGAGCGAUUCUUUGCUUCUAGUAGACUGAGCUAUAUCCCAUGCAAUUUGCAAAAAAAUAACUGUGCUUGAAUAGUUAUUUACAACAGAUAUAGUUUUAUUAAAGCUCAUAUUUCC
Molecule: messenger RNA, 1423 nt
Organism: Phaethon lepturus (White-tailed tropicbird)
Lineage: Eukaryota; Metazoa; Chordata; Aves; Phaethontiformes; Phaethontidae
Gene: KYNU
Product: kynureninase
Exons: 12
Biological process (GO): NAD+ biosynthetic process
Cellular component (GO): cytoplasm
Molecular function (GO): pyridoxal phosphate binding; kynureninase activity
Source: RefSeq, a predicted model, not a curated record